UGAGAAGGUGUCUGAGGUUGGUGUCGCUCUCGGGACACGCCAACAACCUCCAGAGCCACCAUGGCUGGGGAAAUGGGUUAUGCUGAUCUAAGACAUCCUGGGAAUGAGCCUUCCCCAGCUGAGAAAUGUCCUGCUCCUGCCCUGUGCCCGUGGUGGCACAGAGUCCUCCUCACAGCCGGGGCGGUGGGGCACCUCGUCCUGCUGGUGCUGGUGUUGCUCCGAAAUGGGAGUGUUUUUCAGGGCUCUCCAGGUCCUGAAAGUGAUACCAGUGUGGAGAUCCAGGCCAGGAACCAGACGGAGCGAUGCAUCUUCCCAUCCCUGGUGCGGUACUUCUGCCAGCCCCAGGGGCAGAGCCCCCCAGCCCCUGCUGUCUGCAAGUUGUGCCCCCAGGACUGGCAGCUCCGUGGGGAGAGAUGCUACUGGCUCUCCAAGGAAUUGGGACACUGGACUCGGGGCAGGAAAAGCUGCAAAGAUCAGGGCUCUGAGCUGGUGGUGCUCAAGAAUGAGACAGAAAUGGAGAACGUCGAGAGUGUCACAGGCAGGUGCCCGUGGUCGGUGUGGGUCGGGUUGAGGUCGCGGCACAAGGAGUGGACGUGGGUGGACAACACCCCCUACGACCCCCACAGGUUUGGGGUCCUGCGGGAGCUGGAUGAAGGGUGUGGGACCCUGAAAGGCAAGAGCUUGGAUGUCGAUAUCUGUGCCAGUGACCACAAGUGGGUUUGCCAAAAAGCCCCUUUCCAGCUCUCCCCGCCCACGGCAGGAGACGUUGGGAAGUUAGGAUGAUGCUUCCACCUGACA
This is a messenger RNA of Lepidothrix coronata (blue-crowned manakin), 798 nucleotides long. Its product is annotated as killer cell lectin-like receptor subfamily B member 1C. The record is from RefSeq and is a predicted model, not a curated record. The transcript is spliced from 6 exons. NCBI's taxonomy places the organism in Eukaryota, Metazoa, Chordata, Aves, Passeriformes, Pipridae. The coding region runs from base 61 to 783 and encodes 240 amino acids.